UUCCCGGGCCCCGCGCCCCACCGGGGCCAGGCAGGACGCGCCGCCUCCUCCCGAGCCCGGGAAGCGCUCGGGCGAAGAGGAGGAGCCAGGCGCACCGAGCGGGUGGACUCGGGAGCCCGGGAGCGGUGGAGGCGGAUUUCCUGGGCGCGGCUCUCUGGGGCUACCAUGGCGUUUGGGAAGAGUCACCGCGAUCCCUACGCAACCUCCGUGGGUCACCUCAUAGAAAAGGCUACAUUUGCUGGAGCUCAGACUGAAGACUGGGGCCAGUUCAUGCACAUCUGUGACAUAAUUAACUCUGCCCACGAUGGGCCAAAAGAUGCAGUAAAAGCUUUGAAGAAAAGAAUUUCCAAAAACUACAAUCAUAAAGAAAUCCAACUUACCUUGUCACUUAUUGACAUGUGCAUACAGAAUUGUGGUCCAAGUUUCCAAUCUUUGAUUGUGAAGAAGGAGUUUGUUAAAGAUGGUCUAGUUAAGCUGCUGAAUCCCAGAUACACCUUGCCAUUAGACAUUCAGAAUAAAAUCCUGAAUUUCAUUAAGACUUGGUCACAGGGCUUCCCAGGGGGUGUGGACGUAAGUGAAGUAAAAGAAGUGUACCUUGACCUGCUUAAGAAAGGCAUUCAGUUUCCUCCUUCAGAUGCAGAGGGUGAAACAGCAAGAAAAGAGACUGCUCAUGUAUCUAAUCCACCAACAUCUGUUCCUACUGCACCGGCUCUUUCUUCUAUAAUUGCUCCCAAGAACUCAACCAUUACGUUGGUCCCAGAACAGAUUGGAAAAUUGCACAGUGAAUUGGAUAUGGUGAAAAUGAAUGUGAGAAUGAUGUCCACCAUAUUAAUGGAGAAUACUCCUGAUUCUCAAAACCAUGAAGACAUAGAACUUCUGCAGAAACUUUAUAAGACAGGUCGGGAGAUGCAGGAGAGGAUCAUGGACCUCCUGGUGGUGGUAGAAAAUGAAGAUGUAACCGUUGAACUACUUCAAGUGAAUGAGGAUUUGAAUAAUGCCCUUCUUUGAUAUGAGAAGUUUACUAGAAACCAACAAAGGAUUUUGGAGCAAAAUAAGAACGGGGAGGAAGCCACCAAUACUUCCAGUGAGCCUUCUGCCCCAUCCUGUGAUCUCCUUGACCUAAGUCCCGGUCCCCCAACUCCUCGGGCCACUCUGCGAGGAAUCAGUGCCAUAAACGCUCAGCUUCCAGACUUAAAUUUCAGCACUCCAAGUCCUGUAGUAAAAAACAACUCAAAACCCAUUCUUCAUCCAGUCGUGGAUUUGCUAGCCUCUGAAAAUACAGAAACAUCCCUUUUCCAGAAUAUUCCAAUUCAGUAGUACUACAGCCAGUUAGCCUAGGGACCAUCUCAGCAACACCAUCAGACCAGAGGCUGCCACCCUUGCCCAGCAAUCAUCCAGCAAUGAGCAAAAAUGAUCUUCAGCCACCCAAUUACUACGAAAUAAUGGAGUUUGAUCCCUUAGCUCCCACUGUCACCACAGAAGCUGUUUAUGAAGAAAUUGAUGUUCAUCACCACAGAGGAACUCAAAAUCAUACUAAUUGUGGAGGUGAAGGUGGACAACCAGCUCCCUAGUGCCAGCUCUCAAAGGCUAGACCCUGUCCAGCUUUGAGGCCUGGGACACAAGAGCUACCAACACAUCAAAGCCAUGGUGAAUACUGGAAUAUUUCUCCUCUGCAAUAUUUUAAAGAGUUAACAGUCCCAGGGUAGCAUUGUGGUUCCCGACAACAGCUCAAGAUUUGUCUCAAAAGACCUGGUUUAUGACACGUAGUUACUUAAAACUUCAGCAGGAGAAAAAUAUUUUGUUCUUAGGCCUCCAGUUUAAUUACAAUGCAUAUGUU
Molecule: messenger RNA, 1837 nt
Organism: Choloepus didactylus (southern two-toed sloth)
Lineage: Eukaryota; Metazoa; Chordata; Mammalia; Pilosa; Megalonychidae
Product: TOM1-like protein 1
Exons: 2
Biological process (GO): signal transduction
Cellular component (GO): endosome; membrane
Molecular function (GO): clathrin binding; phosphatidylinositol binding; ubiquitin binding
Source: RefSeq, a predicted model, not a curated record